AUGAAUCGUUCAAAAGUUUUUUUUUGGGUAUACAAGAGAAUAAAUACUUCGAAUUGUAAUACAUCUUCAAGUAGAAUUUUUUUAGAUCACAUUAGUAAAUAUGUAAAUUAUUCUAGUACUCUAGUUAACACAUCUACUUCUACUGUAAAAUCUCCACUUGAUAUUGUUAAUGAAUCAGAUUUGGUUAAUUAUGGUUCAGUAUUAAAGCCUACAUAUAAUUUUGCCGCUUAUGCAGACAAGUCAGUUUUACUUCAAGAAUUAAUUAAAUUAGGAGUUAACUUGCAUAAAAUUGAGAAGAAUCCAGACGCAGCUAAUUUCAUUAUAAAAUUAGAUUUAGAAAAAAAUGUCAAACCUUAUUUAUUAUUUUUACACGAUAAUGGAGUACCGGCUGAUCAAAUGGGAAAUUUUAUAACAAUUAAUCCAUUUAUUUUCAAAGAAGAUUUAAGGGAUUUAGAGACGAGACUUAAUUAUCUAAAAUCUAAAAAAUUUGAUCAAAAUAUGAUUUCUACAAUUAUAACUAAAAAUCCUAAAUGGUUGUCUAUAUCUGUGAGAAAUUUAGAUGAGAGGUUGGGUUUUAUACAACAGACAUUCGAACUUAAAGGUGACGAUGUCAGGGCAAUAGUUACCAAAGUUCCAAAAUUAGUAAUUGUGCCAAAAAAAAAAAUUAUGACCAAUAGUUAUGUAUUAAAGGAAGAAAUGAAUUUAAAUAAACAUGAAUUGAGGAAACUCAUCAAAACAGUUCCGUCAUUAUUGAAAAAAGAUGGAUUUGAAAUUAUGCUUACUUAUGAUUUUAUAACAAAAGUUAUGAAAAUACCUCCAGAGUUAAUUCUUAAACAAGCAAUGGUUUUAACUUAUAGAAAACAUUUAUUUGCCGACAGGCAUAAAUUUUUACAAAAAUUAGGAAGAGAUCAAUAUAAUCCUUUAUUACCUGGUUAUGUUCCUCUAAUAGAUUUAAUUCAAUCAACAGAUGAAGAAUUUUGUUUAAAAUUUGCUAAAGCAUCUGUUUUAACUUACAAUGAAUUUUUAAAAUCAUUAUAA
Messenger RNA from Pediculus humanus corporis (human body louse), 1038 nucleotides. RefSeq lists its product as uncharacterized. The record is from RefSeq and is a predicted model, not a curated record. The transcript has 2 exons. Gene Ontology annotation, molecular function: double-stranded DNA binding. Gene Ontology annotation, biological process: mitochondrial ribosome assembly; regulation of DNA-templated transcription. Gene Ontology annotation, cellular component: mitochondrion. Lineage: Eukaryota; Metazoa; Arthropoda; Insecta; Psocodea; Pediculidae. Bases 1 to 1038 code for a protein of 345 amino acids.